Messenger RNA from Cajanus cajan (pigeon pea), 1424 nucleotides. Its product is annotated as putative prolyl 4-hydroxylase 10. NCBI's taxonomy places the organism in Eukaryota, Viridiplantae, Streptophyta, Magnoliopsida, Fabales, Fabaceae. Gene Ontology annotation, biological process: peptidyl-proline hydroxylation to 4-hydroxy-L-proline. The record is from RefSeq and is a predicted model, not a curated record. Gene Ontology annotation, molecular function: L-ascorbic acid binding; procollagen-proline 4-dioxygenase activity; iron ion binding. Gene Ontology annotation, cellular component: endoplasmic reticulum.
AAAACUGGUAGUAGUACAACAAGUGUAGUAAAAUAAACAGGAAGCAGAGAGAGAGAGAGAGAGAGAGAGAAGAAGCCCUGAGUGUUUUGUUCCAUUUCAGCGCUCUCUCUGUGGAAACUUGAAUCGAUCGUUGAAUAUAUUGAGAUUUGAGAGAAAGAGAGUGUGUUGAAAUCCAAGUGUUGAAUUCCAGAUCUGGUGGAUCUGAGCUCAACAACAAUGGCCAAACCAAGGCACUCUCGUCUUCCACCUCGGAAGUCAUCGUCAUCCUCUACGCUCAUCCUCACGCUGUUCCUCGUCUUCACCUUCCUUGUUCUCAUUCUCCUCGCUCUCGGCAUCCUCUCUGUUCCGAGUUCCUCGCGCUCCAAUUUGCCUAAACCUAACGAUCUCACUUCCAUUGCUCGCAACACACUUCACAAAACCGACGAUGACGAUGAGAGGGGAGAGCAGUGGGUGGAAGUAGUCUCGUGGGAGCCUAGAGCUUUCGUUUAUCACAAUUUUCUGACGAAGGAGGAGUGUGAAUAUCUAAUCGACAUAGCGAAGCCAAAUAUGCAAAAGUCAACUGUUGUCGAUAGCGAAACCGGAAAGAGUAAAGACAGCAGAGUACGUACAAGCUCUGGAACUUUUCUGCCCAGAGGUCGUGAUAAGAUUAUCAGGGAUAUUGAGAAAAGAAUUGCUGACUUUACUUUCAUUCCUGUAGAGCACGGUGAAGGACUUCAAAUUCUGCACUAUGAAGUUGGACAAAAGUAUGAACCUCACUAUGACUACUUUCUUGAUGAUUUUAACACUAAGAAUGGUGGUCAACGUAUAGCAACAGUGCUGAUGUACCUUACUGAUGUUGAAGAAGGGGGUGAAACAGUGUUCCCAGCUGCCAAAGGGAAUUUCAGUUCUGUUCCAUGGUGGAAUGAACUUUCUGAAUGUGGGAAAAAAGGACUUUCAAUUAAGCCAAAGCGUGGGGAUGCUUUACUUUUUUGGAGCAUGAAGCCAGAUGCAACUUUAGAUCCAUCAAGCUUACAUGGUGGUUGUCCAGUGAUUAAGGGUAACAAGUGGUCAAGUACCAAAUGGAUGCGUGUCGACGAAUAUAAAGCUUGAACAUACAUUACUAUAGGCCUGUCUGAAUUCAUCAUGCCCACGGUGUACUAUUAUUAUAGAGCUUCAGCUAAAACUUUGCGCGAUAAUGCUUCAGAUCUGGAAGGAGCUGCAUGAUGUGGCAUUCUGUAUUUUUGGAUGUUCAGUUGUAAGCUAACUCAUUUUUUCCCCUACCCUUUUCAUUUAUGCUUUUAGCAAAUAUAAUAAUAAUAAUAAAAAAUGUACCGGUUAAUUUACAAUAGGGAUGUUCGAGAAAAUGUAUGAAACCAAUAGAUGGAACAAGUAUACCAGUUUUUUUCCUUAGAGCUCCUUUAACUCGUGAUGAUUGUUAUAUUUCA